AUGCUUCUUCCAAGGGCGGUGUACCGGGCGUUCGAUACCUCUCUGACUCACCUGACCGUCCACCGGAGGACGGGCGAGGUCUUCGUCGGCGCCGUGAACCGCGUCCUGAAGCUCUCGGCCAAUCUGACGGAGCUGAGGAGUCACAUGACCGGACCGGUGGAGGACAACGCCAAGUGUUACCCUCCGCCCAGCGUCAGGGCCUGCGCUCACAGACUGGAGUCCUCAGACAACGUGAAUAAGCUGUUACUGGUGGAUUAUACUGGGAACAGACUGGUGGCGUGCGGCUCCAUCUGGCAGGGAGUGUGUCAGUUCCUCAGACUGGAAGAUCUCUUCAAACUGGGAGAGCCGCAUCACCGCAAGGAGCACUACCUGUCUGGGGCCAGAGAGGCUGAUGGGAUGGCAGGCGUGGUGGUCGGCGAGGACGACUGGACGUCCGACCCGAAGAGGAAGAAGCCGGUGAAAGGAGGAAGCCGCCUGUUCAUCGGCGCCGCCAUCGACGGGAAGUCCGAAUACUUCCCGACGCUGUCGAGCAGGAAGCUGGUGGCGGACGAGGAGAGCGUGAACAUGUUCUCGCUGGUCUAUCAGGACGAGUUUGUUUCCUCUCAGAUUAAAAUCCCGUCGGACACGCUGUCCCUCUACCCCGCCUUCGACAUCUACUACGUCUACGGCUUCUCCAGCAGGACCUACGUCUACUUCCUGACGCUGCAGCUGGACACGCAGCUCACCCAGAUGGACGCCGGCAGCGAGAAGUUCUUCACGUCUAAGAUCGUGAGGAUGUGCUCCAACGACACGGAGUUCUACUCGUACGUGGAGUUCCCGUUAGGAUGCACGAAGGACGGCGUGGAGUACCGGCUGGUCCAGGCCGCCUUCAGACAGAAACCAGGACGCAGACUGGCUCAGGCUCUGGGACUCAACGAGGACGAUGACGUGCUGUUUGUCGUCUUCUCUCAGGGUCAGAAGAACCGCUCGAACCCUCCCAGAGAGACGGUCCUCUGUCUCUUCACUCUGCACAACAUCAACCUGGCCAUGAGGGAGAGGAUCCGCUCCUGUUACCGCGGCGAGGGCCGACUCUCGUUACCGUGGUUACUCAACAAGGAGCUGCCCUGCAUCCACACGCCGAAGCAGAUCGGAGAUGAUUUCUGCGGCCUGGUGUUGAACCAGCCGCUGGGAGGUCUUCACGUGAUCGAGGGUUACCCGCUGUACGAGGACCGGACCGAGGGGAUGGGAGCCGUGGCCGCCUACACCUACGGAGAACACACCGUCGUCUUCGUAGGGACGAGGAGCGGACAGCUGAAGAAGGUGUUCAAGUCCAGAAACGGAAACUGGAAACUUCAGACAGUUAGAAACCUGUAA
Scomber japonicus (chub mackerel) is the source of this 1353-nucleotide messenger RNA. Its product is annotated as plexin A3-like. The transcript has 7 exons. Bases 1 to 1353 code for a protein of 450 amino acids. The record is from RefSeq and is a predicted model, not a curated record. Gene Ontology annotation, biological process: negative regulation of cell adhesion; semaphorin-plexin signaling pathway involved in axon guidance; regulation of GTPase activity. Gene Ontology annotation, cellular component: semaphorin receptor complex. Gene Ontology annotation, molecular function: semaphorin receptor activity; protein binding. Lineage: Eukaryota; Metazoa; Chordata; Actinopteri; Scombriformes; Scombridae.